CCUUCAUCAAUUUCUCCGUGUCCCUCCUCCGCCAUCCUAUAUUGUGUUUAUACCCCCUCCGUCCCUCAUUCACCCCCCUCCUGUACUAAAUCAACUUACACAGCGACUUAAACAUGUUCGCCGCACUCUUUUCGUUCACAUUCUUUCUUGCUCUCGUCCGCAGCGUUCUCGCCGACUUCACGAUUGAUACUCCACAAUUUGUCCAGUGCCAAGAUGCUCAAAUUACGUGGACUCAAUCCAACCCUCCAUACAAUCUCCUCAUCGUCUCUGCUGAUGACGUCUGUGGUGAUGCUUUGGAGAAUCUUGGAGACUUCACAACCCUCGAAACAACGUGGAUGGUAAACCUCGCUUCUGGUACUCAGGUCGUACUCUUCCUCGAGGAUGCCUCUGGAAAUGAGGCUUGGAGCGGAGCUAUUACUGUUGGUACCAGCAACGAUACCUCCUGCCUACAAAGCAGUUCCGGGUCCCCUACUGCUAAUGGGGGUCAAGCUACCCCGACCUCUCCCAGCGCUACAUCUACAGCUACCUACUCUCCAGCUGGUGCUGCAAACGCUGGUAUUGGCUCUUCAUCCGGUGCUCUCGCUAUCCGUCCGUUGAGCCCUCUCACCAUCGUCGGCGCUGCAGUCGCUGGCGCUUUUGCCUUUGCCCUUUAAGGCACACAUCUUUACCCUCAGUAAAUGUUGGGUUAUACCCCGCUGGCCUGAUUUAUACUCAUCCUUGGCAUCCUGGUGAUACCUCUAUAUUCUGCUGUGCUUUUCCCUUCCUCCCAUUCGAAGCAGGGCUUCAACCUCUUCCACUGCUGGAAGGGGUUUAUUGUGCUAUUAGAUUAUUUAUUUGAUAUUAUG
Messenger RNA from Pisolithus orientalis, 845 nucleotides. RefSeq lists its product as uncharacterized. NCBI's taxonomy places the organism in Eukaryota, Fungi, Basidiomycota, Agaricomycetes, Boletales, Pisolithaceae. The transcript is spliced from 5 exons. The coding region runs from base 114 to 653 and encodes 179 amino acids. The record is from RefSeq and is a predicted model, not a curated record.